AUGGCUGAGGGCGUUCUCCGGUUCGGAGCAGACUCUGUGCGUGCCUGCGGUAACCUGGAGCUCCAGAGAAAUGAAGUCUCCCUCCUCUUCCUCACCAACCGACAGACGUCUGUGGCCCAAUCAGGGACUCGCCAGCUGGGGUGGAAACUCGGGAAUGAUGAUGUUGUUGGCGCUGUGAACCGCGGAGGGAGCUGGUGGCAGGCGGCGGCAGAUGGAGAAUGUUUUCUUGACAAUGGAGACCUGGGUCACAUGAUGGGGGAGCCAGUGAGUCUGAACGUGGGCGGCUGUGUUUACAGCACGUCACUGUCCCGCUGAGGCGCCAUGUUUAGAGGAGACCUGCCGACGGUCAAAGAUUCCCGCGGGACCUACUUCAUUUCUGACCCGCUGUCUCUUUUCAGCUACAUCCUAAAUUUCUUGCGCUCAUCGGAGCUAACGCUGCCCUGCGGCUUCAAGGAGACGGCGCUGCUCCGUAAAGAGGCGCACUUGUACCAGAUUGAGCCCCUGAUCCAGUGCCUGGGAGACCCCAGCCCGCUGCUGCCAUACCCGACCAACACCUACGAGGAAGUGGCGGAGCUGUCCAGCACCAGGAAGCUGUCCAAGUACUCCAACCCGGUGGCAGUCAUCAUCACCCAGCUCACAUCCACUCUCAAGGUCCAGUCGGUGUUGGAGUCCGUCUCUAGCAGCUUCACCAACUGGGCCAAACACAUGAUGGACAGCAGAGACUUCCAGGUGUCCUUCACGUUUGGACCGUGUGACUACCAGCAGGAGGUCAGCCUGCGGGUCAACCUGGAUCAGAAGCCGAGUCUCUCUGGUUCUGGACCAGGAACAUGGAGGACAUCUUUGUUUUUCAAAGCGGAGGCCGCUAGGUGGCGCUGUGGGGACCUUAGUAAGUUGGACGGGAAUAAAAAGUAA
This is a messenger RNA of Xiphophorus maculatus (southern platyfish), 912 nucleotides long. It is a transcript of the gene kctd6a, whose product is annotated as potassium channel tetramerization domain containing 6. The record is from RefSeq and is a predicted model, not a curated record. Gene Ontology annotation, biological process: protein homooligomerization. The transcript has 7 exons. Lineage: Eukaryota; Metazoa; Chordata; Actinopteri; Cyprinodontiformes; Poeciliidae.